UUUUGUUUACUUGAAUAAUUUAUAAAGGCAUCGUAACCACUACUCAUUACAAGAGACAGAGAGAGAGAGCAAAGCCUCAUCAUUCCUCACCAUCACCAAUGGGGACUCACCUUUCGAAACAGCUCGAGCGUCGUAAAGCCAUCUCCACCGAGAAAAAAGCCCUCGCCGAUCUCCAGCAAUCCUGCGGCUGCGAGUUUCCCGGCUGCGACUACACCCCCUCCGAUCGCAAAGCCUGGAUGGCCGGCGUGGGACCCGACAAGCUCCACAUCAACAAGAUCGUCUGGCCAGGGACUCACGACUCCGCCACCAACAAGAUCGGGAUCCGCUUCGUGUCCCGUCCCUUCGCGCAGUGCCAGUCUCUCUCCAUCUACAACCAGCUAGUCGCCGGCACUCGAGUCCUCGACAUCCGCGUCCAGGAAGACCGCCGUGUGUGCCACGGAAUCCUCAAAACCUACAGCGUCGACGUCGUUUUAGCCGACCUCAAACGGUUUCUCUCGGAGACGGAGUCGGAGAUCGUCAUCCUCGAGAUCAGAACGGAGUUCGGACACGAGGAUCCCCCGGAGUUCGAUAAGUACCUCGUGGAGCAGCUCGGCGACCACCUGAUCCACCAGGACGAUGGCGUGUUCGGCAAGACAGUCGCCGAGCUGCUUCCCAAGAGGGUGAUAUGCGUUUGGAAACCGAGGAAAUCACCUCAACCAAAGCGCGGCGAUCCGCUGUGGAGCGCGGGGUACUUGAAAGACAACUGGAUCGAUACCGAUCUUCCUUCGACGAAAUUCGAGAGCAAUUUGAAGCAUUUGAGCCAGCAGCAGCCGGCUGCUUCGAGGAAGUUUUUCUACAGGGUGGAGAACACUGUCACUCCGCAGCCUGAUAACCCGAUAUUGUGUGUUAAACCGGUCACUAACCGGAUUCAUUGUUAUGCCAAGGUGUUUAUUAUUGAGUGUGUGAAGAGAGGAUGUGCUGACAAACUGCAGAUCUUCUCCACGGAUUUUAUUGAUAAGGAUUUUGUUGAUGCCUGUGUUGGCCUCACUUUUGCGAGGGCUGAGGGGAAGGCUUGAGGUUUAUAUGAGUGGAAUUCGAGUAGAGACAUUGUUUGUAUAUUUGUAUGGAAACAUGUCAGUGUGUGUGUGUGUAUUUGAGGCUGUAUAUUCAUCAUAUUCAAUUAUUCAUUACUGAAUACAGUUAUGUACAUUUUGGAGA
Molecule: messenger RNA, 1197 nt
Organism: Brassica oleracea var. oleracea
Lineage: Eukaryota; Viridiplantae; Streptophyta; Magnoliopsida; Brassicales; Brassicaceae
Product: PI-PLC X-box domain-containing protein DDB_G0293730
Exons: 2
Coding region: 99-1055 (318 amino acids)
Biological process (GO): lipid metabolic process
Molecular function (GO): phosphoric diester hydrolase activity
Source: RefSeq, a predicted model, not a curated record